CGGAAACGAUGUGCGAUUGUAAAACUUGACCCUUAACAGAGGACAGGAGGACAGUGGAUACACUGUACUGUUACCGUAAAACAUUUCAGGCUCCGGUUUGUCGCCACUAACUAGGCAUGGCUGUCUGGUAAUGUGGACAGUCGGCUGUGAAAGCCAUCGAUGUCGCUGCCGUCCCGCCGUGCCUUUGAGAGUCCUUCCGGGCCGAGACUUAGCAACAUGGCCUCAGCGGUAACGUUACCCCGCUGCACAUCUGUCAGACUCCCCGCUGUGGCCACCGUAGUCCUGCUCCUAAUGUCGGUGACCACUGUACAAGCAUCUCAAGGCGACAAGGAGCCGGUUUAUCGAGACUGUGUGAAGCAAUGUGUCCGGACCAACUGCACCGGAGCUCGGCUACGGGGGUUUCAGUCUGCCCAGCCGCAGUACAUGGCGCUGACAGGUUGGACGUGUCGUGAUGACUGUCGCUAUCAAUGCAUGUGGACCACGGUGGGCCUUUACCAGGCCGAGGGGUACAGAGUCCCACAGUUCCACGGCAAGUGGCCAUUUGCGCGCUUCCUGUGUUUUGAGGAGCCAGCUUCUGCCCUGGCCUCUCUGCUGAAUGGCCUGGCUUGCCUUCUUAUGCUGCUGCGCUAUCGAGGCACGGUGCCUCGCCAGAGCCCCAUGUACCACACCAUCAACGCCUUCUCUCUGGUAUCUCUUAAUGCCUGGUUCUGGUCCACUGUGUUUCAUACCCGGGACACCUAUCUGACUGAGAAAAUGGACUAUUUCUGUGCAACAGCGGUCAUUCUUUACUCAAUUUACCUUUGCUGUGUCAGAACAUUGGGUCUGAGGCGACCUGGGGUGUCCAGCAUGGUGGGAGUCCUGCUCAUCUUGGCCUUUACCUCGCAUGUUUCCUACUUGACCUUUGUCAGUUUCGACUACGGCUACAACAUGGCUGCUAACGCCACCAUUGGCAUGGUGAACCUCCUGUGGUGGCUGUGUUGGUGCUGGCAGAAUCGGCGAACCCUGCCAUACUGGUGGAAGUGCGGCCUGGUGGUGCUGCUGCUUCAUGGUCUGGCCCUGCUGGAGCUGCUGGACUUCCCCCCAAUGCUCUGGGUUCUAGACGCUCAUGCUGUGUGGCACCUCAGCACCAUACCAGUACACUUCCUUUUCUACAGGUUCGUCCACUCGCCUGCUUUGCCUUUGUUCUGA
Molecule: messenger RNA, 1188 nt
Organism: Perca fluviatilis (European perch)
Lineage: Eukaryota; Metazoa; Chordata; Actinopteri; Perciformes; Percidae
Gene: pgap3
Product: post-GPI attachment to proteins phospholipase 3
Exons: 8
Coding region: 160-1188 (342 amino acids)
Biological process (GO): GPI anchor biosynthetic process
Cellular component (GO): endoplasmic reticulum membrane
Molecular function (GO): hydrolase activity, acting on ester bonds
Source: RefSeq, a predicted model, not a curated record